Andrographis paniculata is the source of this 4810-nucleotide messenger RNA. Its product is annotated as alpha-glucan water dikinase, chloroplastic. The record is from RefSeq and is a predicted model, not a curated record. The transcript is spliced from 34 exons. Gene Ontology annotation, molecular function: ATP binding; kinase activity. Bases 148 to 4560 code for a protein of 1470 amino acids. Gene Ontology annotation, biological process: phosphorylation. NCBI's taxonomy places the organism in Eukaryota, Viridiplantae, Streptophyta, Magnoliopsida, Lamiales, Acanthaceae.
AUCACCGUCCCCUUCUUCUCUGGCACAUUUCCCACUCACAGCUUUCCGAGUUCCAAUCACUCGUCGAUAUUCCCUCGGAUUCCGUCUCUGAUUUGAAUAUUAUUCUCUUCGUCUGCAUUCGACGGAGUGGUUAGAUUUGAGAAAAACAUGAGCAACGGCAUAAGGAAUAGCUUGCUGCACCAGAAUUUACUUUCUCCAACAGUUUUGAAGCAUAGAGAUCGAAGCAAUUCUUUGGCUUCUAUUGGGGGAAAUACCUUUCUCCAGCCUCAAGCAAAUUCACUAGUACACAAAUCCUCUAUAUCAACUAAGUUUCUUGGUAAGAAACUCAGUGUGCGGCAAAAUAAAUUACAGAUGGGAAGGCAGACCACAGUUUCUAGAUCAAUUCGUGCAGUUUUGGCUGCUGAUCGAUCUCCAGUGCUUUCGAAGAAGUUCAACCUGGAUGAAAAUAUUGAAUUACAGGUAGAUAUUGGAGCUCCUACUGCGAAUUCUACUUUUGAGGUAACUAUUCAGGUUACAAGUAGUAGUGAUUCCAUACUUCUACACUGGGGAGCAAUAAAAAGUCAAAAAGAAAAAUGGAUACUUCCACAUCGUCGUCCAGUUGGGACUAUGGUGCAUAAGAACAGAGCACUAAGGAGUCCAUUUAUAAAAUCCGGUGCAAACGCUGUACUGAGAAUAGAGAUUGAUGAUCCUGAAAUACAAGCUCUAGAGUUUCUUGUUUUUGAUGAAGGCCAGAAUAUAUGGUAUAAGUACAAUGGAGGUAAUUUUCAUGUCCAAUUGCCCAAGGCAGAAUCGAGGACUCCAACAAAUGUUUCUAUUCCCGAGGAUCUUGUACAAAUUCAAGCCUAUUUGAGGUGGGAGAGGAAUGGAAAACAGAUUUAUAGCCCAGAGAAAGAGAAGGAGGAGUAUGAAGCUGCUCGAAUGGAGCUGUUGGAAGAGUUAGAAAAUGGUAAAACUGUGGAGGACAUCCGAACAAAGUUAACAAGCAAGGGUGAUACCAGUGAGAGUAAGGAACAAGUUACUUCCGACACAAAGAGCAGUAUACCCGAUGAUCUUGUUCAAAUACAAUCAUAUAUACGAUGGGAGAAAGCUGGAAAGCCAAACUAUUCUCCAGAGAAGCAACUUGAUGAAUUUGAAGCAGCAAGAAAGGAUCUGCAAGAUGAACUUGAUAAGGGUACUUCCCUUGAUGAAAUACGGAAAAAAAUAACCAAAGGAAAGAUACAAAGUAAGGUAUCAAAGCAAUUGGAAAAAAAAAGUUAUUUCAGUGUAGAAAGAAUCCAGCGCAAGGCAAGGGACGUAAUGUCGAUUCUCACAAAGUUUGAUUCUGUGUCCAAAGAAAUAACAAUCUCAUCAGAACCACCAGUUCUUUCAGUAGUAGAGCAGUUCUCUAAAGAAAUAGAAGAUCACAUUGAUGGAUCUAUAAUGAACAAAAAAUUAUUUAAGCUUGGGGAUAAGGAACUCCUGGUACUUGUAGAAGAGCAGCCCUCUGGAAAGACCAAAGUUCAUAUGGCUACAGAUUUUCCAGAACCAGUUGUACUACAUUGGGCUUUGUCCAAAAGACCCGGAGAGUGGGAAGCACCUCCUUCAACUGUUUUGCCCCAUGGCUCAGAGUCUCUUGAUAAAGCUGCUGAAACAAAAUUCAGCACUAGUCCACCUGACAGAAAGUUUCACGAGGUCCAACAAUUGGAAAUCACAAUUGAGGAUGACAAUUUUGUUGGAAUGCCAUUUGUUCUUGUUGCUGGUGGAAAUUGGAUAAAGAACCAAGGGUCUGACUUCUAUAUUGAGUUUAAAACUGGUUCUAGAGAUGUCCAUCAGAAGGAUACUGGGGAUGGGACAGGAACAGCCAAGUCUUUGUUAGAUAAAAUAUCUGAAUUGGAAAGUGAAGCUCAGAAGUCCUUUAUGCAUAGAUUCAACAUUGCGGCAGACUUGAUGGAACAAGCAAUAAAUAAUGGUGAUCUGGGUCUUGCUGCAAUACUUGUCUGGAUGAGAUACAUGGCCACAAGACAGCUGAUCUGGAACAAAAAUUACAAUGUGAAACCAAGAGAAAUAAGCAAAGCUCAGGACAGGCUGACGGAUUUGUUACAGGAUGCCUACAAGAAAAUUCCACAAUAUCGUGAAAUUUUACGUAUGAUCAUGUCUACUGUGGGUCGUGGAGGUGAAGGAGAUGUUGGGCAACGAAUAAGGGAUGAAAUAUUGGUCAUCCAGAGAAACAACAAUUGCAAGGGUGGAAUGAUGGAGGAAUGGCAUCAAAAGCUGCAUAAUAACACUAGUCCUGAUGAUGUUGUAAUAUGCCAGGCACUACUUGACUAUAUCAAAAGUGACUUUGACAUCAGUGUUUAUUGGAAAACCUUGGAGGAUAAUGGAAUAACAAAAGAGAGGCUUCUUAGUUAUGACCGAGCAAUCCAUUCUGAACCAAAUUUUACUAGGGAUCAGAAGGAUGGUCUUUUACGUGAUCUGGGAAACUAUAUGCGGACACUGAAGGCAGUUCAUUCUGGAGCAGAUCUUGAAUCAGCAAUCGCAAAUUGCAUGGGCUACAAAUCUGAGGGACAAGGUUUUAUGGUUGGAGUCAAUAUAAAUCCUGUGCCUGGCUUACCUUCAGGAUUUCCGGAACUACUUCAAUUUAUUAUGGAACAUGUUGAAGAUAAAAAUGUGGAAGCACUCCUUGAGGGAUUGCUAGAGGCUCGUCAGGAGCUCAGGCCAAUGCUUUUCCACUCAAAUGACCGUCUUAAGGAUCUGAUAUUCCUAGACAUUGCACUUGACUCUACUGUUAGAACUGCUAUAGAGCGUGGAUAUGAAGAACUAAGUAACGCUAGUCCUGAGAAAAUCAUGUAUUUCAUCUCACUAGUUGUUGAAAACCUUGCACUUUCAGUGGACAACAAUGAAGAUCUUAUUUAUUGCUUGAAGGGAUGGAACCGAGCUCUUACCAUGUUUAAGAACAAAGAUGAUCACUGGGCAUUGUUUGCCAAAUCAGUUCUUGAUCGAAGUCGGCUUUCACUUGCUAGCAAGGCUGAGUCAUACCAUCAUCUAUUGCAACCCUCGGCAGAGUAUCUUGGUGGUCGACUUGGGGUGGAUCAGUGGGCAGUCAGUAUAUUUACUGAAGAAAUUAUCCGGGCUGGAUCAGCUGCUUCAUUAUCUGCACUUCUUAAUCGAUUAGAUCCAGUUCUCCGAGAAACAGCUAAUUUAGGAAGUUGGCAGGUCAUCAGUCCAGUUGAAGCUGUGGGAUAUGUGGUGGUUGUCGAUCAGUUGCUUUCUGUUCAGGAUAAAUCAUACUCAAAACCAACUAUUUUAGUUGCUAAUUCUGUUAAAGGAGAAGAAGAAAUUCCUGAUGGUGUUGUAGCAGUGCUUACCCCUGACAUGCCUGAUGUUUUAUCACAUGUUUCUGUUCGAGCAAGGAAUAGUAAGGUUUGCUUUGCCACAUGCUUUGAUUCAAACAUAUUGGCCAAUAUCCAGGCCAGUGAAGGAAAGUUAUUGCGCUUACAACCUACAUCUUCAGAUGUGAGAUACAGUGAAGUGAAAGAAGAUGAGCUUGUGAAUUCAACUAGCUCAGAAGAAGAUUCAUCUGUUCCAUCUGUGACUUUAGAAAAGAAGUUAUUUGCUGGAAGAUAUGCAAUCUCAUCUGAGGAGUUUACAAGUGAAAUGGUUGGAGCAAAAUCCCGCAAUAUUGCACACCUUAAAGGGAAACUUCCAUCUUGGGUUAAUAUACCAACUUCUGUUGCGUUGCCCUUUGGUGUUUUCGAAACUGUCCUUUCAGACAAUUUAAACCAGGCUGUGGCCAAUAAGUUGCAAGCAUUGAAAAGCAAAUUAGGUGAAGAGAACUUCGAUGCCCUUGGUGAAAUCCGAAAUAAUGUUUUAGAACUUUCAGCUCCUCCACAGCUGGUCAACGAGCUUAAAGAGAAGAUGCAAGGUUCUGGCAUGCCUUGGCCUGGCGAUGAAGGUGAACAGAGAUGGGAACAAGCAUGGAUGGCUAUAAAAAAGGUCUGGGCUUCAAAAUGGAAUGAAAGAGCAUACUUCAGCACAAGGAAAGUGAAACUUGAUCACGACUAUCUUUGCAUGGCUGUUCUUGUCCAAGAAAUAAUAAAUGCCGAUUAUGCUUUUGUUAUCCACACUACAAACCCAUCUUCUGGGGAUUCAACAGAAAUAUAUGCAGAGGUUGUCAAAGGACUUGGUGAGACAUUGGUGGGAGCUUAUCCAGGUCGUGCUUUGAGCUUUAUUUGCAAGAAAAAUGACCUCAGCUCUCCUCAGGUUUUGGGUUAUCCCAGCAAACCUAUUGGCCUUUUCAUACAAAGGUCUAUAAUAUUCCGAUCAGAUUCAAAUGGCGAAGAUCUAGAAGGCUACGCUGGCGCUGGACUUUACGACAGUGUCCCAAUGGAUGAAGAGGAGAAAGUUGUCCUCGACUACUCCACGGAUCCAUUGAUCGUUGAUGGAAGCUUCCGGCAUUCGAUACUCUCCAGCAUAGCUGGCGCAGGAAACGCAAUCGAGGAUCUUUACGGCUCGGCGCAAGACAUUGAAGGUGUUGUGAAGGAUGGGAAAAUCUACGUGGUCCAAACACGACCCCAAAUGUGAUCUCAGAGAUAUACAUACAGAAAACAAAAAUAAGGUGACACCAUCUCAGCCACCCUUCUUCUACAUGCUGUUAUAUAUAUAUAUAUAUAUAUACACACAUAUUAUAGUCACUGCCUUUUCAAGAAUAUUUAAAAAAGAACCAAGUUGGAAUUAUGAAUAUUGAAUCUGCAGGAAUCAUUGUAAUUGUACUAAGUAUUACAAGAUGUAACAUUACGAUUUAUUACCAUAAUAAUAUUUGAUUAUUGAGGAA